This is a messenger RNA of Klebsormidium nitens, 1152 nucleotides long. Lineage: Eukaryota; Viridiplantae; Streptophyta; Klebsormidiophyceae; Klebsormidiales; Klebsormidiaceae. The record is from the annotation of a GenBank genome assembly.
AUGUGCCUCGAAUGGUUGGUGGAGCAGGGCAGUCAGGAAACGAAACAGACGCUGGUCAAUUUGAGGCUGACGUGGCAACCUGCCAAGGUGAUCGGGAACGACGUCAUCUUGAAGAGGGCGCUCGUCGAGUGCGCCAUCAACUUUCCGGAGUUUGCCCCCUUAAUUGGUUUGCCGGAAACACCGGAAUCAGAGCCGUUCAAAAACGAGCUGCGAAACGGAGUGCAGUGUCUGCACGUGGACCGGAUGGUGCGGGUCCGGCAGAUUGACGUCGAGGAUUUAGCGGACUUAGGCAGCUUAGCGGAAAGCGCCGAGUUCACGACCGACGUCCUGCGAUGGUCCAUACACGAGUUCCGGGCGGCACAUGUGGGGAGGAAACUUAGCAGACGCAGGACCACUUCGCAACGAAGCGCGCACUCCUCCAACGUUCAGGCCCAGGUUCGACAUCGAAGGAGUUUGCCGACAGUAGCUCUUCACCAAGUCGCGGACCUGACGGAACUAUUGGCAGCAAGGCGGACCUCCGUCGAGGAGGCGUCAACGACCCCUCCUGAGUGGCGCUUCCUCCUUCCGGUCAUUUUCCACCCUCUUCACCCUCUCGUGAAAAUGGCCUCCAUGUCCCUCGACGAAUCCAAGGCCCCUGAGACCCCUCGGACCCACCACAGCGGCGGAAUAGAAGCGCCGGUUGCCGAAACAGGGCCCGCUGAUUUCGACAUCUCUCCCAAGUCGGUGGCGGGGAAGGCCGGGAAGGGAUCCCCCGUCAAGGCGCCCUCGGAGGCGUUCCUCCGGCGCCGCAAGCGGGGGGGUGGGGCAGCCGGCCCUUCCGAUGAUCUCCCCUUGGAGCGGAAGCGGCGGACCCCCCCUUUCCGGGAAGCAGGGUUUCCCACAGCCGGCAGCUACACUUGGACCUGGCCGGCCGAGAAGAGACCCCGGCCGGUGCCGAAGGCACCCUGCCGGCUGGUCAGCCGGCAGAAAAUGCAGGCGCUUAGUGGGCUCAGCCGGCCGGUAAACCAAAUGCUGGCUACCGAGCCGGCAGAACCGGGGGGGCGCCGGCAGCUGGCCGGCCGGGACAAAAGUCCGUGGGAAACCCUGCCGGGAAGACGAUAUCCUCCCAAUUUGGUGCUGCUUGGAACUGUGUCAUCGUCGGAGGACGCAUAA